This is a messenger RNA of Trichomonas vaginalis G3, 441 nucleotides long. RefSeq lists its product as uncharacterized. Lineage: Eukaryota; Parabasalia; Trichomonadida; Trichomonadidae. The annotation marks the transcript as partial. The record is from RefSeq and is a predicted model, not a curated record. The transcript has a single exon.
AUGCUUCCAAUAGAAAAAGAAAAUUCUAGAGUUGCUACAACUAAACCAUUAGAUGAACUUUUUACUAAUGUCGGUCAAAAGUUUGAGACAGAUACCGUAAAGCAUGAAGGCUAUCGUUUUGACUACCCAUUAAGAUGGUUAAGAGACCCAUCUGUCACAAAAGCUAUUGGCUUUCGUAGAAUGAAGUUCAUUUCAGAAGCCAUACAUGGUUUCCCAUUUACGGUCGGUUUUGAAGUUCGAUACUAUAACAAAGAAAAACGUAUGUAUGAGAAAUUUGAACAAGGAAAACUUUUACAAGUUAAUUUGCUUAUAAACUUAGAAACAACUCUUCAAGCUUUUCAAGAAAAAAUAAACGAUAUCUAUAUUGAAUAUGCAAACCAGUUUAACAUUGACGAAGGAGAAUACUAUCUCGAUAUUAUUUAUGACAGGAAAAAUGCAACU